GGGGCGGCUCGGUCCCGCGGUGCGGCUGCUGCUCCUGGUGCUGAGGCCGUCCUUGGGGGAGCCGGGGCUCGGGCGUGGCGGAGCCCCCGUCGCAGGACGCGCUCCCCAGCCCCGGGCGGGCGCGGAGCUGCGGCAGGAGCCGCUGGGCGCCGGCGCUGGUGCGGCAGCAUCGCCCGGCUGCGGGCUGGGCACGGCGCCGCUGCCGCUCCGGGCUCGGUGUGAGCCCGCCGGGAAGCGCCGGUCGGGGCCUGGGAAACAGCCGCAGGAAGCCCGGGGUGUCCGGGGUGAAGGAAGGAUACAUGACUUGCUGAAAAGAGAGAAAAUGCUAUGCUGGGGCUACUCGUCUUAUGGACAGCCUGGGAUAGGUAGCAACCUCCAGGUCAUCAUUCCUGAACCACAGGUGUAUGGGUUCAUCCACGAUAGAAAUGUCAAGGAGGUGGCAUGUGGAGGAAACCACUCUGUGUUCCUGUUGGAAGAUGGGGAGGUGUAUACCUGUGGCUUGAACACCAAAGGUCAGCUGGGGCAUGACUGUGAAGGAAGCAAGCCAGAGCAAAUUGGGGCGCUGGCCGGGCAGCACAUCGUGCACGUGGCCUGUGGCGAGUCGCACAGCGUGGCCCUCAGCGACCAGGGCCAGCUCUUCUCCUGGGGCGCCGGCAGCGACGGGCAGCUGGGGCUCACCACCAUCGAAGAUGCAGUGACAGUACCAAGGUUGAUAAAGAAGUUGAACCAACAGACGAUACUGCAGGUUUCCUGUGGAAAUUGGCAUUGCCUGGCUCUGGCAGCAGAUGGCCAGUUCUUCACGUGGGGGCAGAACAGCUACGGUCAGCUGGGCUUGGGCAAAGAAUGUCCCUCCCAAGCCAGUCCACAGCGUGUCAAGUCUCUAGAUGGGAUCCCUUUGGCUCAGGUUGCUGCAGGUGGAGCCCACAGUUUUGCCCUUUCUCUCUCAGGAGCUGUGUUUGGCUGGGGGAAGAACAGCUCAGGACAGCUGGGACUAAGUGAUGAACGAGACCGGGAGUCGCCGUGUCACGUGAAGCUGUUGCGCUCUCAGAAGGUUGUUUACAUCAGCUGUGGAGAGGAGCACACAGCAGUCCUGACCAAGAGUGGAGGGGUGUUCACCUUCGGUGCAGGUUCCUGCGGGCAGCUGGGCCACGACUCCAUGAACGAUGAGGUGAACCCCCGAAGAGUUCUUGAGCUCAUGGGCAGUGAAGUAUCCCAGAUUGCUUGUGGCAGACAUCACACUUUAGCCUUUGUGCCUUCUUCAGGAAUGAUCUAUGCAUUUGGCUGUGGAACAAGAGGCCAGCUGGGAACAGGGCACACUUGCAAUGUGAAGUGUCCCUCUCCUGUCAAAGGUCACUGGGCAGCUCACAAUGGGCAACUCUCAGGGAAACCUGAUGCCUGUAAAUACCACAUUGUUAAACAUAUCUUCUCUGGAGGAGACCAAACUUUUGUGCUUUGCUCCAAAUACGAGAAUUCCUUGCCUGCUGAUGAUUUCCGGACCAUAAAUGAAACACGUUACACCUGUUUAAUAAAUGAUGAAACUAUAGAUGUCUGGAGGCAAAAGCUUUUAGAAAAGAACAGUUCUAAUUCUGUCAAUAAUGUUGUUCAGAUACUGUCCUCAGCUGCCUGCUGGAAUGGAAGCUUCUUGGAGAAGAAAAUCGAUGAACAUUUUAAAACCAGUCCAAAGAUCCCAGGGAUUGAUCUGAACUCCACGAGAGUGCUCUUUGAGAAGCUGAUGAACUCUCAGCACUCCAUUCUCCUAGAGCAGAUACUGAAGAGCUUUGAAAGUUUUUUGAUUCCUCAGCUGUCCAGCUCUCCACCAGAUGUUGAGGCAAUGAGGAUCUAUCUGAUUCUCCCAGAAUUCCCACCAUUCCAAGACUCCAAGUAUUAUAUCUCUCUGACCCUUCCUCUAGCAAUGGCUAUUUUGCGCCUGGAUACCAACCCCAGCAAAGUGCUUGGUAAGUGUCAUUUAAAAAUUGUUUUAAUUUAGAAGUAAAAUAUAAUUUCAAAGAACACUUACUAGGGAGAGAUUGUGUAUUGCUUGUAGAGCAUUCUGAGUCUUUUGUUACAAGCUGCUAUAACUGAAUUUAUGAAAGCAAACCUGAAAAUAUGUUAAAAUAUGUCAAAUAUUUCCAUCUGUUCUCUUCACUAGGUGAAUCAGAAGGUUAAACACGUGGAAUAUGAUAAGUUUUAUAUCCCUGAGAUUUCCAGCUUGGUGGACAUUCAGGAAGAUUAUCUCAUGUGGUUUUUGCACCAGGCUGGAAUGAAAGUAAGGCCGUCCAUCAUGCAGGACUCUGUGACUCUCUGCUCUUACCCUUUCAUCUUUGAUGCUCAAGCUAAGACCAAGAUGUUACAGACAGAUGCAGAAUUACAGAUGCAGGUUGCAAUAAAUGGUGCAAAUUUGCAGAAUGUCUUCAUGCUUCUCACCCUGGAGCCUCUGCUGGCCAGAAGCCCUUUCCUGGUACUUCAUGUUCGCAGGAGUAACUUAGUUGGUGAUGCUUUAAGGGAGUUGAGCAUCCAUUCAGACAUUGACUUGAAAAAACCUCUCAAAGUUAUCUUUGAUGGUGAGGAAGCUGUUGAUGCUGGAGGAGUGACAAAGGAAUUUUUCCUCCUGUUGUUGAAAGAACUACUCAACCCUAUCUACGGCAUGUUCACUUACUACCCAGAGUCAAACCUGCUGUGGUUUUCAGACACGUGUUUUGUAGAACACAACUGGUUUCACUUGAUUGGCAUCAUAUGUGGUCUUGCAAUCUACAAUUUCACAGUGGUAGACCUUCACUUUCCCUUGGCUCUGUACAAAAAACUCUUGAAUGUGAAGCCCUGCCUAGAGGAUUUGAAGGAGCUGUCCCCUACAGAAGGAAGGAGUCUCCAACAACUUUUAGAUUACCCUGGGGAAGAUGUGGAGGAGACAUUCUGUUUGAAUUUUACAAUCUGCAGGGAAAGUUAUGGUGUGACAGAGCAGAAGAACCUGAUUGAAGAUGGAGAUAAAAUCCUGGUGCAGAAAGACAACAGGGAAGAGUUUGUCGAAGCCUACGUAAAUUACAUCUUCAACCUCUCCAUCCAAGAGUGGUACACAGCCUUUUCUACUGGCUUCCUGAAAGUGUGUGGUGGGAAGGUCCUGGAACUCUUCCAGCCCACAGAGCUCAGGGCCAUGAUAGUUGGAAACAGUAACUACAACUGGGAGGAACUGGAGGAGAGUGCUGUCUAUAAGGGAGACUACACUGCCACACACCCAACUGUGAGAAUGUUCUGGGAGACCUUCCAUGAAUUUCCCUUGGAAAAGAAGAAGAAAUUUCUCUUGUUCCUGACGGGCAGCGACCGCAUUCCCAUCUACGGCAUGUCCAGCCUGCGCAUCAUCAUCCAGUCGACGCCCAGCGGGGAGCAGUACCUGCCCGUGGCUCACACGUGCUACAACCUGCUGGACCUGCCAAAGUACAGCAGCAAGGAGAUCCUCAGCGCCCGCCUCGUGCAGGCCAUCGACCACUACGAGGGCUUCAGCUUGGCCUGACCCUGCGGGGCUGGCACAGACUCUUGGGUGCUGAGCAGCAGAAUGAUGGGCUUGGGCUUUAUUUUUGUAAGGGAAUAGAUCUGAACUACUUUUCUUCUUAUUUUUCUUUUUUUUUUUUUUGGGGGGGGGUGUGGGGAAAUAGAAAUAAUAAUAAUAAUACAGAUAAUGCAGUCUCAGCCUGAUGCUGCCAGCAUUUUGUGGGGUUUCAGCAGGGAGAGGCUCUUGCUUUGAAUUUUUUCAUCUGCUGGACAAAACCAGUUCAGUGGGCAUUUCUGUUGUUUCCCCUCCAACUUGACAUCACUGCCCUCCUGGCAAUUCCUUGUAGUUUGCUUUUGUUGCCCCCAUGCACACACACACUCUUACCUCUUUUUUUAGUUCAGUUCAAAUAUUUUGAUGUCCCUUGCAUUUAGGGUAUGGUGGAAACAGGAUGAAAUAGCUAUCUCUUCUUUGAAAAGCUGUGAUUUUCCUCCCCACCCUUUUUUCCUCCCUUUUUAAAUGCAAGCUGGUUCUUGCUUGCUUUGAAUGGAAAUGUCUCCUCUGCCCUUCAGUCCUUGGAGGAUGGUACUGGGCUGGGAUGUCAUUUGUGACCCCAGAGCAGUGCAUUAGUGAUGAUCCUUUUUGCACCAGGAUGUCUCAUGGAAAAUACGGUAGUUUACAGAUGUUAGUUUGUUUUUCUUCACUUGUCUUGAAUUUUGUUUUCAAGCUUCUCAAAGAAGCCUCAGAAUCCUUCUGGAGUGGGGUUUGUGUUGAGGCUUGUGGAAGCACAAACCCUGCCUAUCACAGCAGGUUUCUCUGAAUGCCUCUCUUGUGUUGUGUUACUGUCCUGGCAAGUCUGCAGUCUGGCUGGGUGGGCUGCCCUCUUUUUCCAUCCCAACAGCCCUGCUACUCCAAUACAAGGUGAGGUGGCUGCUUUUACUGCUGCCACCUUUGUCCAGAGGAGCUGUGUGUGUGGAUGUGCGAGUGCAGGGCGUGUGGGUGUGGGAGGUGUGUGCAAUCUCUCCAGUCUCGUCAGGUCAAAGAAGGAAGAUCCCCAUUUGAGUCAUAGCCCCAUGUCUGGAGAUUGGUUUGAUCUUUGCAGUUAGGUUUAUUACUUUGCUGUUUGAGAACAGCCCUCUCAGUUGGCAACUGUUUGCCGGGGGCCUGAAAGACAAUCUCUAUUAGACUGAAAAUGUAGAAAAAUCUCUACCUAAAUCUAUCCUGUAUGAUUGGAGAGCUUUUGUCCUCUUUUCCUCAGUCUCACUGUCCCAUUAAGUGAAGUUUGAAUGAUUUUUCUCCCUUCCCCCCUGCCAUUUUUCAGAUCUUGAUGUAAAUCUCAUUUUAAGCCUAGGGUGGUUUUGACAUUGACUUGUUAUUAGGACAUAGUAUUUAUGCACCAUGUUCAAUUUACAGUAUUGAACUUUGCACCUCGUAACAAAAGGUUUUAGGCUUCUGGAUUUUUCUUUUUUUUUUAAAGACGAGCUGUGGGCUACAUUGAGAGCUCCCCAGCCUCUUUCUAAUGCAGCAUUGAAGACAAAUAUACAGUUAUAUCAAAUGUUUAUUUUCGAUGUGUGUGUACAUAGUACAGUAUUAUGCAAUAAAUUUGAUGUUUAAUUCUGAUGGAGUGGCUGCCUUUCCAUGUUGGGGAGCAAAGGAGAGGCUGCUCCAGGCACCAGCACUGCCUCUCCCCCUGUCUCAGACAAAGGGAAGUCCUCCAAGGAAGAGCUUGGACUUGAGAUCAGCCCUCAGUCAUUCCAUCGAUGCAUGUCUGGUUAGACACAUAUAUUGCACAUAUUUAUUUGUUUAGGUGGAUGGAUCAUAUGUAGACACAGGAAUAUGCACAUAUACUCUUAUAUACAAUGAAAUGUGUGCACAUUACUGUGUGACCUGUAUUAUGGUGUAAGGUCUAGCUGCUCUUGUAUCUAGUGUAUAUACAGAGGUGCUGUGGCUCAUGGGAGCCAAAUCCAAGUGGCUGGCAGGAGAUGUGCCAGCAGCCAGAAGCAUCUUGGCCCUGGCUUUCCAGGCCAAGCCCAACAGCGAGGAGAUCUGGCUGGCUGCUGUGAAGCUUGAGUCGAGAACAGUGAGUAUGAAAGAGCAAAGAGGCUGCUGGCAAAGGCUCGCAGCAGUGCCCUCAGAGCAAGGGUGUUUAUGAAGUCUGUGGAGUUGGAAUGGGUGCUUGGGAAUACUGCUGCAGCCCAGGAGCUCUGUGAGGAAGCCCUGAAGCACUAUGAGGGCUUCUCCAAGCUGUGGAUGAUGAAAGGACAAGUUGAAGAACACAAAGCUGGUAGAGAAAGCAUGGGAGGUUUAUAAUCAAGGGUUGAAGAAGUGCCCCCAUUUCAUACCCCUGUGGCUUUUGCUGUCCAGGCUGGAGGAGAAAGUCAUGCAGCUGACUAGAGCAAGAGCUGUCUUAGAAAAGUCUCGCCUGAAGAAUCCAAAGAAUCCAGACCUCUGGUUGGAGUCUGUAUGCUUGGAGUACCAAGCUGGGCUGAAGAACAUUGCUAACAGUCUGAUGGCCAAGGCACUGCAAGAGUGCCCCAAUUCAGGAAUCCUGUGGUCAGAAGCAAUUUUCCUUGAAGCGUGACUGCAAUGGAAGACCAAGAGUGUGGAUGCUCUCAAGAAGUGUGAACAUGCCCCAUGUGUCCUACUGGCUGUGGCCAAGCUGUUCUGGAGCGAGCAUAAAAUAUCCAAGGCCAGAGAGUGGUUCCACCGCACAAUGAAGAUUGACUCUGACCUGGGGGAUGCCUGGGCCUUCUUUUACAAAUUUGAGCUCCAGCACGGCACAAAGGAAAAACAAAAAGAGGUGAGGGAGCACUGUGAGAAUGCUGAACCUCACCACGGGGAGCUCUGGUCUGAUGUCUCCAAGGCCAUACAGAACUGGCAGAAAAAGACUGGAGAAAUUCUUGUGCUUGUGGCAGCCAAGCUGAAAAAUACAUUCUAGAGUGUGCUGGCCUCAGCUGCCUCAGAGGUCUCUGUAGGACUUAACCGGCCCACUCAGUGACACAGAUUUCGAAGGACAGUGUUGGGGGUUAGGUUUCUUUCCUUUUGUUCCUUUUUACUUACAGAAUUUUUUCCCUUAAGUUGCUAGGAAUCAUUAACGACUGGGUACUUCCGAAAAAAAAAGACGUGGCCAAGCUCAGGGGAGGAGGACAUCUGGUUGCAUUUCUCUUAUCUGGGAGUUUCUCUCCUAAGGGAGAGAGAUACCUCGAGAAUUCAGAAGGUAAAGGGUGGGGCUGGGGCAGCUGCUGGCUAGCUCUCUGUUUUGGCUUUAGAGGAGGAUGGUUGAAGCUGCUGCUUGGGGAAGGGAAUUUGCUGCUGCUGCUGGAGCCCAGCCUAGAGCUGCUUCUUCUGCCGUGGGGUGAGCCUCUGCUUGUGAGAGCAGCCACUGAACUGAGACCUUAUGAACACCCACCUCACUGAGAGAGGGACCUGUCCCCAUCUGCUCGGGGGCCCGGGAUCCUGAGCUCGCCCCUCUCUGCCCUGCUGGGAGCUGUGCCACCUCUGUCCCACCCCUGCUGCCUCUUUGGCACUGCUCUGAGCUGUCCUGCAGUGUCCCCUCACCCCCUGCCUGCCCCAGGCAUCCCGUGGUUCCAGCCACAGCUCUGGAACAGCUUCUGAUACAUCUCCUCUACCACCCAGGAUUUUUAUUCCUGCUGUCCCAGCUUGCUGCUUCUGAGAGUCCUGCUGGGACACUGGGAUCAGCUGCCCUGGGGGUUUCCCUUCAAAGCACUUUUUGAUCCAGUCUGUCAGCCCAGUUAACACCCCCUCCCCCAGAAUCAGAGGAGAUCCCAUCUCAGGAGAUGGGAACUCAGCACCUCUGAAAAGCCAAGCCCCAGGUCAUCACGCAAGUCCUCUGGCCUGUUUGGAAAUACAAAAUUCAGUCUUUGCUGGUUUUAUAUGGAACAGGCAAUUCUGCAAUUAAUAAAAAAGCCAAACCAAGCCGUCAGUCCCCAUCCCAAGUGCUUUCACUAACACAUCUCUGCCUUACCCAAUGUCCUGGUGUGCUUGUAUCCCCAAUCAUCUGUUCUGUAUAUGCUGGGGAUUAAGUUCUACACCUUUAAGGCUGGUUCCAAGAGCGAAGGGGGUGGCAGGAUAAGCACAGUUUGUUAUCAGAAGCUGCACUGGCUGCCCCGCAUCCCGCUCCUGGACUGUGUCAUCUGCAGAAUGGACAGGGAGACAGAGCUCUCUUUUGCUUUUUAGUUAGUUUUUAGCUGGCUGAGGCAGACAAGUUCCCUGGACUGUGGCUUUUCCUUUUCUUGGAACUGUUCACAACUGCUUUGGACCAACAUCUCAGAAGAACACCGGGAGUUCACACCUGUGGCACACCAGGGCUGGGACACUGUAUUCCAGCGCCAGAGGGACUGAGAGACACGCAGUGAGCUGAGCUACACCCCACAAAAAGAACCUUCUGAAUCUGCCAUCACUUCAGAACAACAAGAGGUUUUAUUGUUUGGUAUUGUUCAUUUUUUAUGGUUGUUGGUGCUUUGCUUUUUAAAUAAACAGGUUUUUUUCCACAUUUCUCCAAGGACAUCUUUUCCCGAACCAGUUGGGGCAAUUUGCCCUAACCAGGACACCCACCCUGACCAGCAAAGGGCACAUGCAGCCCAU
Molecule: messenger RNA, 8086 nt
Organism: Passer montanus (Eurasian tree sparrow)
Lineage: Eukaryota; Metazoa; Chordata; Aves; Passeriformes; Passeridae
Gene: HERC3
Product: HECT and RLD domain containing E3 ubiquitin protein ligase 3
Exons: 24
Molecular function (GO): ubiquitin-protein transferase activity
Source: RefSeq, a predicted model, not a curated record